Molecule: messenger RNA, 594 nt
Organism: Aplosporella prunicola CBS 121167
Lineage: Eukaryota; Fungi; Ascomycota; Dothideomycetes; Botryosphaeriales; Aplosporellaceae
Exons: 2
Source: RefSeq, a predicted model, not a curated record
CUAGAAGCCUCUCUUAACUACCUUCUAAAAGCAGCUAACGCCGAACAAACAAAAGACCGAAUAGAGAAAAUUCUCGAUCUUCUCUCAAUUUUUAGAGAAUUCACGAAUACAGGAAAAAUCGACUACUCAAAGUUAAUCCUCGCAACCCAGGUUAAAGCCUUAGAAAACACUUCUCGCACGCUUAAUAUAAGCGUCCGGAAACUCACCAUACCUUAUAUCCUACCACAAGAAUCCCUGUCUAAACCCCUACAAAGGAAAGGAGCUCCCCAAAGCUACGCAACAGUUACCGCUCAAAACAGUAGCCUAAUCCCCGAUAGAUUUACCCCCCCCUCGCCUCGAGAACAUCAAAUCUUCUUUCCUAAUAGGGGCCUUGAUAAAUCCUUCGGACCGCUAGCGGCAAGAAUAAAGCUUAAUAAAGCCUUUAAAAACGCAGGAUACCGAGGAAAAACGAUUAUCUCAGGCGUCCGCCUCUCCCAGAAUAAUAACAUUGUUGUUACAGGUAACCAAGGAUUCCCAGCUACCUUUCUACUCGACAAGAUAGCUAUUAUCCGGAAAGUCUUCCCGGACUGCCAAGCUCAAACUAACGAAUCCUAG